GUCACUGUUACCUUUGACUACCCCCAUAAUAUUUUCCACACCCCCCAAAAAACUCAACCUUUCCUUUCCCUUCUUCUUCUUCUUCUUCUUCAUUCAUUCAUUCAAUCAAAAUCAUUCAUUCAUUCAAUCAAAAGAUAGAUCCUCAUCCAUCAUCCAUCACAAACAACUGAAUGAAUACACCAAAUCCUAACAAACUAGAUCCUUUAUCUCAUCCACUUAAAUCUCUAUCUUUUCUGUUACCAUCUUAAUCUUCUAUAUAUACUUUCUAAUUCAGUUACAAUCUUAUCUUGUAUCCCUCCCUAUAUAAACAACACACUUCUAUCACUUCAAUAUCGAUUCUACUCUGUACUUCCAUGGAUUCCAAUUCAAAAACCUCUAAAAUUCACAACCCUUUUGGUUCAAUACUAAGAAGUUUGUUUUUCAAAGCAUUACUUCUUGCUUCUGCUAUUUCCAUACUUUCUCUACUUUACUCACUACCCAACAUCGAUUUUGGAUCCAUAGCUCCCAAAACCUAUCAUCAUGAUUGUGUUGUUGAUGAUUCAAACAACCUCACUUUCACACCAGGUUCUUACUUAUUCCAGAGUAGGAUCUUAAACACUUUUUGGGGUUCUUUUGAUUCAUUAAAUUGCAAAAAAGAAAUCAACUUGGUAUCAAGUGUUGUUAAAAAAUUAAUGGGUCAGCGACUAUUGUUGAAUUCUGAAGCAGAAUCUCUCUGUAUCGGUGAGUAUUCAGACAUAGCUGUUUCCACAAUGCAGAAACUUGGUUUCUCCAAUGUCAUUAACCAACGUUUUAUAUCAUUCAAUAAGAAGAAUUUUGAUCAAUACCGCGAAUUUUCAUUCGAUUUUGUUUUGGCGAAGGAUUUGGUGAAAGUUUCUGUCCCAGCAUUGCUUGUUUUUGAAGUUGAACGUGUUCUUAAACCGAACGGAACCGGUGCUUUGCUUUUGGAAUUUGACAGUGACGGUGUUUAUUCCAACAAUAACAAUAAUAUUAACAUGAUAAGAAUUGCUUCACAGAUUUCUUCGUUGUUGAGAUUUUCAACUAUUGUUCAUGCUGGUGUUGUCAAUAAUCAUGGCCUUGUUGUUUUCAAGAAAAAAUCAAUCUCAGAAUCAGUAAUUGAAAGUGAAAACAAAAGCUCUUCACUCUAUCAUGAUGAUCUUCCAGAAGAUUGCAAAAGUGUUAACUUUACUAAGCCUUUGAUUAAGCUAAUGGAGCCGCUUGUGAAGGAAAGAUCAUAUGAGAAAAAAACCACUUAUUUGCCAAAGUUUAAGGAUGUUUCUUCUGGCAAGAAGAAUUUGGUUUAUGUUAAUAUUGGUGGAGAGUAUGAUUGGUUUCCAGAAUCUUAUCCAAUUGAUAAGGAAGAUUUCAAUGUUUAUUUUCUUCAUUACAACUUUUCUAUUAUGUUGUCACACGUGAAAGGACCGCGUGUUACAUUUGUUUAUCAUCCAGAAUUGAAUGAAAAUUUAAAGGCUAAUGUCGCGGAUACAGAACAUAUGGAUCAUUAUUUGGGGGAAGAUGAAGAGUUUGAUUUGGUUGCUUGGUUUAAAGAAACUGUGGAGGAUGCUGAUUUUGUUGUGCUUAUGAUGAAUGCUGGGAAAGUUGAAAUGAAGUUUCUUAAGGAUAUAUAUGAAAAUGGGGUUAUAUGUUUUGUUGAUGAGUUGUUUCUCAAUUGCUCAGAAAGUGGAGAUGGUGACAGCUGCAUGGAUAUUUACAAUGGUCUUAGAAGCAAUGGUGUCUUUGUUCAUCAAUGGUGGAAUAAUGAAUUGCAUCAAGGGUCUCAUCAGGGUGAAUGAGAGAAAUUUAUUAUGGUAUUUGAGAGAUUGAUUUUGGUUUUGAGAGUUUUAAUCAUUGCAUUGGUUAUAGAACUCUUUGUUUGAUCAUCUACUAAAUUUUUUUUUUUUUUUCUGUUAUGGAAAAUAGAAUUCUAAUGCAAAUGAUAUAAUAUGAAGCAUAAACAACUUCAUGCUUUGUAUAUGUUUGAGUGAGUAAUUGUAAAUAAAUUUUCAUCAUCAAUUUUUUUUUGCUUGUUUGAUUUUUUUUUCCUUUCAUCAUUAAAUGUUUUGGGGUGUAAUGGCAAGUAAAUUGAAGAUAAGGCAUGUUUGAACUUUGCGUAAAGAUUGUCACUAGUUA
Molecule: messenger RNA, 2127 nt
Organism: Trifolium pratense (red clover)
Lineage: Eukaryota; Viridiplantae; Streptophyta; Magnoliopsida; Fabales; Fabaceae
Exons: 1
Coding region: 354-1790 (478 amino acids)
Source: RefSeq, a predicted model, not a curated record